Molecule: messenger RNA, 1281 nt
Organism: Hermetia illucens (black soldier fly)
Lineage: Eukaryota; Metazoa; Arthropoda; Insecta; Diptera; Stratiomyidae
Exons: 4
Coding region: 32-1198 (388 amino acids)
Source: RefSeq, a predicted model, not a curated record
CUUUGAAUACAGUUCAAGGAAAACCACCAAAAUGUGGCGCCAGAUUGUUUUCGUUUGUUUAAUUAUCCAAGCUGUAGCUGGAACGUGCAGAUUGGACUUCAAGUCAAAAGCCCCUGGAGUGUUCACCAGAAAAUUCGGUUCUAACAAUAUCAUCUUGAGUGCCGCAGAUGGUGAGAUAUCCUGGGAUGACAACAUGAUAGUCAACGCCCAUUGCAGAAAUGGUUUCACGGACUAUUCGUAUUACACGUCAACACCGGAAAAGGAUCUUAUCCUUUCUUGUUCUGGUUCGACUGUAUACUACAAGACAUCGGAGUACGAUGCAACAAAUCAAGUUCGCUCAGGAUACAUGUCUUGCCAGACUGAAUCCACAUAUUAUGAAGCCACCAUCAGUGCAUGUAAGGAAUACGGACUUGCGUAUGGAUUGUUUGUUGGGAAACAACCCGUCAUCCUUGCUGAUGUUUGCUAUAAUUUGAACACAAUGAGAACUCAAUUUGUUCACUACGUAGCUGGCCCGCGUUCACCAGUCGUUGAAAUCCAGAGCACAUUCAAUCCAUCCAAUGCAACAGUUGGAUCCAAUGUGUCAGUCAAUGCAUUUUUCGAUUCUGAGGCUAUCGAAAAUGAAAAUAAUUCAUUGGUAAAAGCCGUCCAGGAUAAAAUGCCUUUCUACUCCGAAAUUGUACAAUACCAACUACAAGAACUAGUUCCUCUGGAUAAGUCUGCUGGCAUUCUCAGUCCCUACACAAAAGACUUUAUUAACACCAACACAAUUGCUUGGUGGAAGCCUUUGAAAUUUGGUAACUGGAAAUCAGUGGAGGAAGCCAUUGCCCAAGUUUCAGCUAGCUCAUCAUUCGACGUGUUUGCUGGAACAUCAGGGGUUGUGAUGUAUCCUUUGGAUAAGAGGUGCUCAUUCACUGAAAAAUUGACAUAUCGGGCGGACCAGUAUCAGCGAAAUGUACCUUUAUACGUGUGGAAUUACGUAAAAUCGAGAGAUGAUAAAACUGACAAAGGAGUCGUUAUUAUUGGCGUGAAUUCCCCAUUCUUUGAAAGUGGGAAUAAACCUGAUAUUCCUUGUGAAGACAUCUGCGAUAGUAUUUCGUGGCUCAGCAGCGUGAAUAACGUACGAAAAAUGUCAUCCCUUGGAUAUGUAUUCUGCUGCAAGCCAGGAACUAUAAAAUUGGAAAACUUUCCAGAUUUGUAAAUCAACUUAGUACGUAGAAUGAUUUGUGAAGCAAUUUCUAUCUCAGGAAUAUGGCUUGAAAUAAAUAUAUUCUGCAAUGCUAA